Messenger RNA from Vigna umbellata (rice bean), 1260 nucleotides. Its product is annotated as protein ACCELERATED CELL DEATH 6-like. The record is from RefSeq and is a predicted model, not a curated record. Gene Ontology annotation, molecular function: protein binding. Gene Ontology annotation, cellular component: plasma membrane. NCBI's taxonomy places the organism in Eukaryota, Viridiplantae, Streptophyta, Magnoliopsida, Fabales, Fabaceae.
AUAGACGAAGAAACUAUAAAGCAAAAGAGGCCAAGAAGAAACACGGUGCUGCAUAUAGCAGCUCUCUACGGAAAUGAUAAGUGUGUGGAAAAGGUACUUCAAAUCGGUGAACACCUUUUGCUAAAAAUAAAUGGUAAUGGUGAUACACCACUGCAUGUUGCUGCAAGAGCUGGCAAAAUCUCUACUCUCGAGAAAUUGGUGGCUGCACUUCUCCAUCGAAAUUCUGAAGAAGCAAAAGAGACAAUCCUUGUAACCAACAAACAAGGAAAUACUUUCUUCCAUGAGGCCUUAUUGAACGGUCACAAAAAUGUUAUGAACAUUCUAGUUUCUUCACCAGCCUUCGAGCAAUUGGCAGAGGAAACUGUUUUUGUUAGUUCAAACAAUAACGACAAAUCAGUUUUGGACUUAGCGAUUGAGAAAGGUUACGAGGACAUUGUUGAUGAUGUAUUGACCAGAAUGAUUCCAACCAAUGAAGGUACUUACAAAAAGCGCAAAAAGCGCAUGGUAGAUUCGGAUAUGCAUAUGGACAAAACAGAAAAUCAAGGCGCCCUACCCGACCUUGCGGCAAUCUUAAAAGACAGAAAAGUCGAAGGGCGCAUGGCACUUAUGGAUAUAGAAAUGGACACAAGAGAUAUAAGCACUCCAACAUUCUCAAAAAAUCAAGGUGCUCGAUCACCAGCCAUUAUGGCUAUCUUAAAAGAGAAUAAAGGUAUUCUAGAGAAAAUAUUAAACAGAAAGAAAGAAUGGAUUCAUGAUAAGGAUGAAAAAGAAAGAAAUGCUCUUCACUAUGCAGCUUCCAAAGGAUAUCUAAAUGGUGUUGAGUGUUUGCUUCAAAAGUGUGAUACCUGCAAUAUGGAAACAGACAGAUAUGGCUUUUAUCCUCUUCAUCUGGCUUCUGCAUGUGGACGUAUUGAAGUAGUAAAGAAAUUGCUUGAAAACUGUCCAAAUCCCAGAGAAAUAAUUGAUAAGAAAGGUCGAAAUAUUGUUCACAUUGCAGCUAUAAUGGGAAAGUUUGAUGUGGUAAGUUAUGUCUUGCACGAUGCAAAUGGAGUUAAAGAUAUGAUAAAUGACAAGGAUUACGAUGGAAACACUCCUUUGCAUUUGGCUGCCUCACAUUACCGUCCAAAAAUUGUGCAAGCCUUGACAUGGGAUACAAGUGUGGAUCUCAAUUGGCUUAACAACAACAACCAAACACCUAUCGAUGCUUUUGAACAAUUUAAACAACAAAAUAAUCCACCUAUCGUACAGGCAAGUAUAUAG